AUGGAACCAGUGCUAGGAGUAAAAAUUGGCUGCCUAUUUGCCCUGCUGGUUCUCACGCUGGUCUGUGGCCUCAUUCCCAUCUGCUUCAAGUGGUUCCAGAUGGAGGCAGCCAGAGGUCGUCACCGUCAGGUCCUCAGCCUCCUGGGCUGCAUUUCUGCCGGCAUUUUCCUGGGAGCAGGGUUCAUGCACAUGACUGCUGAAGCCCUGGAGGGAAUUGAGUCGGAGAUCCAGAAGGUCAUGAUGCAGAACAGGACAGAGAGUGGGGGGGAUUCUUCUGGAGAUGCUAAUUCAGCUUAUACGGACUAUCCCUAUGGAGAGCUCAUCAUCUCCCUGGGCUUCUUCUCCGUCUUCUUUUUGGAGUCGCUGGCAUUGCAGUGCUGUCCCGGAGCCCAUGGAGGAGCAAAAGUGCAGGAGGAGGAAGUAGGUGGGGCUCAUGUCCUUGGACUCCACAGCCAUGGACCUCUACCCUCACCCUCACAGAGUCCCUUUCGAGCCCUCAUCCUUUUGCUCUCUCUCUCCUUCCACUCGGUGUUUGAAGGUCUGGCUGUGGGGCUACAGACAACAGUCGUAGCCACCGUGCAGCUCUGUCUUGCUGUCCUGGCUCACAAGGGGCUGAUAGUGUUUGGUGUAGGACUGCGGCUGGUGCAGGUCGGCACUGCGUCCCGAUGGGCCGUGUUCUGCAUAUUGUCCUUUGCUCUCAUGUCCCCCCUGGGUGUAGCCCUAGGGAUGGCUGUUGCUGGAGGGGACUCUGAAGGGGGGCGAGGCUUAGCCCAGGCUGUGUUAGAGGGUGUGGCAGCUGGCACCUUCCUGUAUGUCACCUUCCUAGAAAUCCUGCCCAGGGAGCUAGCAGGUCCUGAGGCCCCUUUGGUCAAGUGGGGCUGUGUAGCCGCUGGUUUUGCCUUCAUGGCCUUAAUUGCCUUGUGGGCCUGA
This is a messenger RNA of Pipistrellus nathusii (Nathusius's pipistrelle), 930 nucleotides long. The record is from the annotation of a GenBank genome assembly. NCBI's taxonomy places the organism in Eukaryota, Metazoa, Chordata, Mammalia, Chiroptera, Vespertilionidae.